GGGGGCGAUGCCACCUGUCCCAAGGACACCGUCCCCUUCCUGCUGGAGACCACGGACAGGCGCUUCCUCCUGGCUGCUGACAGCGCUGAGGCGGCCGACUGGAUCCAGAGGCUGUGCGAGCUGGCAUUCCCGAGGAGCAGGGAGGAGCAGGCAGCGGGCAGGGACGGCCCUCAAAGCUCGCUGGGCACUGAUGGAGAGUUCUCCAUGGAGGAAAACUCCCUGUACAGCUCCCGGGGCAAAGCCGGCCUGGAGCAGGAGUUCGAGGUGACAGUGAGGGCCACGCAGUCGUCGCAGCGCUGCCGGCUCUGGGGCCGCUGCAUCCUGCGGGCCGGGGAGGAGGCGCUGGAGCUGCGGCACCUCCAGAGCUCGGAGCUGCUCUACAGCUGGCCCUACCGCUUCCUCCGGCGCUUCGGGAGGGACAAGGUGACGUUCUCCUUCGAGGCCGGCCGGCGCUGCACCUCCGGGGAGGGCAACUUCGAGUUCGACACCCGCCAGGGCAACGAGAUCUUCCAGGCCAUCGAGUCGGCCAUCAACGCCCACCGGGGCCGGGGGGGCCCUGGGGAAGAAGCCCCCCGGCCCCUCGGCCACUCCAGGUCGCCCAGCUGGGCGCAGGGGCACGAGGAGCCCGGCGGCCCCAAGGAGCCCGCCCGUGAGGGGAAGGUGCCCAAAGCCAAGCCCCCCGUGGUGAUCAAAAACAUGGAAACAGCUCCUGGACUUCACUUCCGAACCCUACUGGAAGCAGGCAGCCAGGAUAAGGAGGGAUCGCUGGGAAUGGCACCAUAA
This is a messenger RNA of Manacus vitellinus (golden-collared manakin), 783 nucleotides long. Its product is annotated as docking protein 2. Gene Ontology annotation, cellular component: cytoplasm. The transcript has 5 exons. Gene Ontology annotation, biological process: cell surface receptor protein tyrosine kinase signaling pathway; positive regulation of MAPK cascade. The annotation marks the transcript as partial. The record is from RefSeq and is a predicted model, not a curated record. Lineage: Eukaryota; Metazoa; Chordata; Aves; Passeriformes; Pipridae.